GACUGUGCAGCUCUUGUGUGAAGGUUGGAAGGUGCAAGCCAGAAAGCGUCCAGCAGGAUAAAAACACAGUUAUACUAAGUCUUCCUACUGCUUUCAACAGCACAUUGGUUUGGCAAAACCCACCGCAAAGUGAUCGUCCAGAAGCCCACCUGGAAUCACCAAAAACGUUGUUGGGUCACAGUAGAAAAUUUCUAGUUGAGCUGAAGCUGUAGUGACGUGAUAGUGCUGAUGGCAUGAGGAGCACACAGAGCAGUCCUGCCUGCACGGGCAGUGAAAAUCUCUCAAGCAAAGCAGCUCUCUCAUUUCCAACCAGUCGGUAAAGCAGUAGAGUUUAGCACAGCUUCUGCAUUGAAGCAAAAAUUUGGCAUCUCAGUGUAGGAGCCGAUAAAGAAGUUAACCAAGCCCCAAAGAUAUGAACCRUACUCUCCAGACGCUAAUUAGAACAAGGAUGCGUUUAUGAAAUUGGGGUCGGGGGUGCCGUGUCGGACUACAACUUCCGGCGUGCAAUGCGCGACUACAGAUCCCGGCAUGCACCGCGGCAGUCCCACAGCGCCCAGCGUGUCCCGCGCUCKCAAGAUGGCGGCGCCCAGGGGCGGCCUGAGUCCGGACAGCGGCACGGGCUCGGACUCGGACAGCGGCGCUGGAGCGGACGCGCGGUUCCGGGAGGCUGCCUGGGACUGCACCGCGCAGGCGGCGGUGGCGGUGCGGGCGGAGCCUGUCUGCGGGGGCUUUAGAAAGGAUCGAUUGCAGCCUAAAGAUCAGCCAAGCCGGAGGCGUGAGGUGAAUGGCCGCGAGGAAGGUGACAACGAGCUCCAGACAACUCCAGAGUUCAGAGCACACGUUGCAAAGAAAUUGGGAGCCAUCCUAGACAGUUUCAUCACUGUCUUGAAAGACUCAUCAGGACCAUCACGGGCUUCGGUGGCACAGUCUGACUCUGAAGAUGAUGGUUUCCGUCUCUUCUCUUCCUCUGUCCCUGGAGACUGUGGGAAAGCAGAGCCUUGCCCUGCAGCGAGGAGGAGGCGGCCAGUGAGCUCCAGUGACACGGACAGUGACCAAGAGUGGCAAAGGUGCCAGGAGGCUGCCGUGUCAGCCRUGGAUAUUCUGAAGCAAAGUGCUUUUCCUGCAUUGUCCCAGGGCUGCAGCCAGGRUCAGAGUCAGGGUUGUGUAGAGCACCACCAGAAGAAAAAGAAGAAAAAGAAAAUUAGGAGAGAGAGCAAUGUUCAAGAGAAAAUGAAAGACCCAACAGAGUGUGAGCAGAUCUGCAAAGAUUUGCCUCGGUUGGUGUCUGCGAAUGGCCAGCAGAAGAGACAGAACAGCAAUCACAGAGAGAACUCAGUGCUGCCAGGAGCUGUGAAGAAGAAAAAGAAGAAGAAGAAAAAAGAAUUAUGAUUUUGCUCUGCAAAUGGCAGGUGGUUGUGAUGGAUGAAGUAGCAUGAAAGAAAACCUAACAACAGUUGCUGCAGAUGAGGGAAAAUUAAUUGGCAAAGCUUCUGUUCUCAAAGCUCAGUGGCCUGAGAGACUAAUGAAGUGACUUCCUGUGCUGUUGGCAUCCCUGAGGAAGGGAACAUUGUUCUCCUCACACAGCAGUUGUCUGUGCUGCUGUUUAUGCAGGCCCAGUCUAAAAGGAUUAAAUACUGUGCCAGACUUGCAUUGGCAGUGGGAUGUAAUCAUAGCUGCAUCCCUCCUGGUCUGUUCCUUCACAUCAUGAAACCCUCCUGGAGAAAGCAUAUGAUGAAUUGAAUUUGGUUUACAUGGCAACAGGUGAUGGACUCUGUUUUCUCUUUGCCUCCUUGCAGAYGCCUACUAAGAAUAGCUCCAGCCCGUGGGAGACUCAUUUAUCAAAAGCAUCCUGUCACAAAUCAGGCCCCUUAUUUUUUCCCWGCGAUCAUCAUAACAAUCUGUUUUUGAAACCUGCUGUGUAACUAAUCCCUCUGCAAUCUGCACCUCUCCAGGCUCCUGCACAUGAACAGUGUGUGGUGAGCUGAUUUCAGGGUUGGUAUAAAUCCAUCCUACUGUUCCAGUUGUGACCAUUGAAAAUUCUUUUUAUGUAUAGUUUUUUUUUAUGGCAUCUGUUAUUAAAUUUUGCUACACUUUUGGACUUAC
Molecule: messenger RNA, 2103 nt
Organism: Malurus melanocephalus (red-backed fairy wren)
Lineage: Eukaryota; Metazoa; Chordata; Aves; Passeriformes; Maluridae
Gene: CUNH12orf43
Product: chromosome unknown C12orf43 homolog
Biological process (GO): Spemann organizer formation; negative regulation of Wnt signaling pathway; Wnt signaling pathway
Source: RefSeq, a predicted model, not a curated record